Molecule: messenger RNA, 1218 nt
Organism: Linum tenue
Lineage: Eukaryota; Viridiplantae; Streptophyta; Magnoliopsida; Malpighiales; Linaceae
Source: the annotation of a GenBank genome assembly
AUGACGACGACUCGAGGUGGGUCGCCGUGGGCAGAUCUCCCCGACGAGAUCCUCGAAGCCAUCGGCAGCCGCGUCGACCGCCCCGUCAACGUCCUCACCUUCCGCUCCGUCUGCUACUCCUGGCGCUCCGCUGUCCCCAUCCCCGACUUCGGCCAGCUAAUUCCGCCCCUCCAAGUCCGGCUCCCUUACCCCACCGACGUCGACGGCGUCCUCGCCCCCUCCACCAUGUGCUGCGCGGAGUUCCAGCCUCCGAUCCCCAAUGGCGAUUCAACCUCCCACGCCGGUCGGCUGAUCAAAAUCGAGGAGUCCAACCGCGGCAAGCUGCAGCUCCUGAACCCUAUCUCCAACCUCAAGCUCCGAUAUUCUCCGAUUCAAUUGAGCUUGGCCGACUUCCGCGUCGUUCAAUUGAGCACCUCAUUCCGCCUCAGAUUGCGGACUGGAUUCACAGCUUUCGAGGUAAACAAAGUCGUCCUGUUUCCCCCCUCUGCGGCGUCGUACUCGCCGCCCCAGCAGCAGAGAGUCACCGUCGUAGCCAUUUUCCAGGAAGGCAGAUUAGGCUACUGGCGAAACGGAGACGAGUCUUGGACUCUAUUAGACGACAAAAAUUUCGAUUACGACGACAUAGUCCCGCACCGGGGUCAAUUCUACGUCGUCGACAGAUUGGGGAAACUGUCUCGGAUCGAUUCGUCCUUGGGUUUCGUCGAGUCCCACUCGCCGCCGCAGAUCCCCGACGGCGGCGGCGGGCAGAAGAAUCUGGUGGAGUCCGGUGGGGAUCUGUAUCUGGUCGACAGGUAUUUGGACGGGAGGAGGAGGAAUUGGAAGGAUGUGGAGGAUGCGCUUAACAACAGCUUUCACGCAAUCCGGUACCUUGUGGGGACGGGGAGGAGCAGGAAAUGGAACCCUAGAGCGGUGGAUUUCAAGGUCUACAAGCUGGAUGAGGAAAUCGGGAAAUGGGUUGAAGUGAAGUCGUUGGGGGGUGAUGGAACAGUGUUUGUGCUGACGACGGAAUGUUGUUUCUCGGCUCCGGCUGCACAGAUCGCCGGCGGGAGAAGGGAUUGCAUUUACUACUCGGAUGAUGAUGAUUAUGUGGCCAGAACCAUGUUGACUACUGAGAGCAUUCGGGUGUUUCAGUUGGAGGAUGGCAGUAUUCAGGAAGUGAAAUCGUUGCCUCGCGAGUCUAAUAUAUUUCUACCUCCUGGCUUUCGUACCGAGUUCUAG